Messenger RNA from Beta vulgaris subsp. vulgaris (sugar beet), 1501 nucleotides. RefSeq names its product sedoheptulose-1,7-bisphosphatase, chloroplastic. The record is from RefSeq and is a predicted model, not a curated record. Gene Ontology annotation, biological process: fructose 1,6-bisphosphate metabolic process; fructose 6-phosphate metabolic process; gluconeogenesis. The transcript is spliced from 8 exons. NCBI's taxonomy places the organism in Eukaryota, Viridiplantae, Streptophyta, Magnoliopsida, Caryophyllales, Amaranthaceae. Gene Ontology annotation, cellular component: cytoplasm. Gene Ontology annotation, molecular function: fructose 1,6-bisphosphate 1-phosphatase activity. Bases 103 to 1266 code for a protein of 387 amino acids.
CUUGUUCACUUCACUCACACUAUCAUUCCCUUCCUUAGUUCGUGCUACCAAAAAAUAACGCAAAUUCUCUCGCACAUCACAAUUCACAGCACGCAACAAACUAUGGAGACUAGCAUUGCUUGUUGUUCUAGGAGCAUGUUGCUCCCUAAAGUUUCAUCUCAGCACUCAUCUGCCCUUUUGCCUUCAUCUUUCAACCUCAAGAGUCUAAAAUCAAGCUCACUCUUUGGAGACUCAUUGCGGAUGAAUACCAAGUCAUCAUUCAAGGUGAUCAAGGCAAAGAACUCUUCCCUUGUAACCAAAUGUGAACUUGGUGACAGUUUGGAAGAGUUCUUAGCAAAGGCAACCCCAGACAAAGGACUAAUUAGAUUGCUGAUGUGCAUGGGAGAAGCAUUAAGGACUAUUGGCUUUAAAGUCAGGACAGCUUCAUGUGGAGGAACUCAAUGUAUUAACACUUUUGGGGAUGAACAACUUGCUAUUGAUGUGCUUGCUGAUAAACUCCUUUUCGAGGCACUAAAUUACUCACAUGUCUGCAAGUAUGCUUGCUCGGAAGAAGUCCCUGAGCUUCAAGAAAUGGGAGGCCCAGUUGAAGGCGGAUUUAGCGUAGCAUUCGAUCCCCUCGAUGGCUCGAGCAUCGUCGAUACAAAUUUCUCAGUAGGCACCAUAUUUGGGGUUUGGCCAGGUGACAAGCUAACUGGUGUAACAGGCAGAGAUCAAGUGGCAGCUGCUAUGGGUAUUUAUGGUCCUAGGACAACUUAUGUCUUGGCACUUAAAGACUUCCCUGGCACCCAUGAGUUUCUUCUACUUGAUGAAGGAAAGUGGCAACAUGUAAAGGAAACAACAGAAAUUAAUGAAGGAAAAUUGUUCUGCCCUGGAAAUUUGAGAGCCACUUCUGAUAAUGCUGAAUAUGACAAGCUGAUCCAAUAUUAUGUGAGAGAGAAAUACACAUUGAGAUACACAGGAGGAAUGGUUCCUGAUGUUAACCAGCUCAUAGUGAAGGAGAAAGGUAUAUUCACCAAUGUAGCAUCACCUUCAGCCAAGGCAAAACUAAGGCUGUUGUUUGAAGUAGCUCCCCUAGGACUUCUGAUUGAGAAGGCUGGUGGUUACAGCAGUGAUGGAACCCAAUCUAUCUUGGACAAGGUGAUCGAAAACCUCGACGACCGAACCCAAGUUGCUUACGGGUCCAAGAACGAGAUCAUUCGGUUCGAGAAGACACUAUAUGGAUCUUCUAGGCUAGAGGAGCCAGUUCCUGUUGGAGCAGCUGUUUAACUAAGUUAAAUGUUCUAUUAUUAAUAAUAUCCCCUUUUUGUCUAUAAUUUAGCCUUAAUUAUAUGGCUAUUUGCAUUGCAGCUUUGCUUAAUUUCUUAUUGCAUAUGGAUCAUAUUCAUGAUAAUGAAAAAACGAAGUAAAAAUACAUUUUUCUUGAAGGAAAUGAGUUCAUGUACAAUUACUAUACUUCUUUUCCAGAAAAAGAAAAAGAAAUGCAUUGUAGUUGUUGUUGUGA